Messenger RNA from Ipomoea triloba (trilobed morning glory), 1276 nucleotides. RefSeq names its product bifunctional dTDP-4-dehydrorhamnose 3,5-epimerase/dTDP-4-dehydrorhamnose reductase-like. Gene Ontology annotation, molecular function: methionine adenosyltransferase regulator activity. Gene Ontology annotation, biological process: S-adenosylmethionine biosynthetic process. NCBI's taxonomy places the organism in Eukaryota, Viridiplantae, Streptophyta, Magnoliopsida, Solanales, Convolvulaceae. Gene Ontology annotation, cellular component: methionine adenosyltransferase complex. The transcript has 2 exons. Bases 117 to 1001 code for a protein of 294 amino acids. The record is from RefSeq and is a predicted model, not a curated record.
CGACAUACCUGUGAAUAAGAUCCAAUAUAAUUCAGCGACACUCCAUUCAUGUAUGUAAGUUACUACAUACACUACUUUUCAUAUAUAUUAUUCAGUAACUUCUAUUCCCAAAUAUAAUGGCAAACCAAAAGCAGCAGAAGCAUGUGAAGUUCUUGAUCUAUGGCAAAACUGGGAUGAUUGGGGGCAUGUUGGGAAAGUUAUGUGAGGAAAAAGGCAUCCCAUUCGAGUAUGGAAAGGCCCGUUUGGAGGAUCGGUCUGGGUUGGUGUCGGAUAUGACCCGCGUCAACCCAACCCACGUCUUCAACGCCGCCGGGGCGACAGGAACGCCCAAUGUGGACUGGUGCGAGUUCAAUAAAGUGGAGACAAUCCGGUCCAACGUUAUCGGGGCCUUGAAUUUGGCCGACGUUUGUGAGGAGAAGGGCGUUUUGCUGCUGUACUUUGGAACUGGUUGCAUGUUUGAUUACGAUUCGGAGCAUCCGGUGGGUUCGGGUCUCGGGUUCAUGGAGCAAGAUAAAUCCAACUAUGCUGGCUCCUUCUACUCUAAAACCAAGGGCAUGUUGGAGGAUCUUUUGGGAGAAUACAACAAUAUAUGCAUCCUCAGGGUUCGAAUGCCGUUACUGUCCGACCUCAAUCAUCCUCGUAACUUCAUAAAGAAGAUCCUAGGAUACGAGAAGGUGGUGAACAUCCCAAACAGCAUGACAGUGUUGGACGAGCUGCUGCCAAUGGCAAUUGAAAUGGCUAAAAGGAACUGCAAAGGGAUAUGGAAUUUCACCAACCCAGGUGUCAUAACUCACAAUGAAGUUCUAGAAUUGUACAAAAAGUACGUCAAUCCUAGAUUAACUUGGACCAACUUUACCUUGGAAGAACAAAGAAAAGUUCUUGCUGCUCCUCGUUGUAACAAUGAGCUUGAUUCCUCUAAGUUGAAGCGUGAGUUUCCUGAGCUAUUGGGUGUCAAGGAAUCAGUGAUAAAGUAUGUCUUUGAACCUAACACCAAAAAGUAAAAAUCAUUGUAAUGUUAUCGAUCUAUGUCAAAUAAAAUGUGUUACCGUUGGGAAUGAUAAUUUUUCUUGUCACUCAUUAAAAAUGAAGUGCCUUAUGUUGUGUCUUAAUGUCUGGCAGACUGGCACGCAGUGUGUAUUGUGUCACUACUUGUGUUAUGUACUAAGUAGUUCUCAAAUGGUUUCAAUUGGUUGUGACUUUUGAGAAUCUUAUGGUCGAGUUAAUAAAUUAGUAAAGAUUGAAUGCUUGUUCAUCUUUUUCUAAGGUAAAAAGUUUU